AUGAACCUGUUUGCGACCUGGGAGAUCGACCGGUCCUCCCCGAGCUGCGUGCCCAGACUCUGCAGUCUGACCCUGAAGAGGCUGAUGGUCCUCAGAGAGCUGGACCGAGAGCUCAGCUCCGUCGUCAUCGCUGUGAAGAUCCAGGGCUCUAAAAGGACUCUGAGGUCCAACGAGUACGUUCUGCCUCCGGACGGGCUGAUGGAGACGGACCUGGAGCUCACCUUCUCCCUGCAGUAUCCUCACUUCCUGAAGCGAGACUCCAACCGUCUGCACGUGAUGCUGCAGAGGAGGAAACGCUACAAGAACCGAACCAUCCUGGGCUACAAGACGCUCGCCGUGGGCGUCAUCGACAUGGCCGAGGUGAUGCAGCAUCCGACCGACGGCGCCCACGUCCUCGGUCUCCAUAGCAACCUGAAGGAUGCUUCUGUGCGUGCGGCGGAGCUGAGCGUCCAGUCCCUGUGCAGCCAGCCAAUAGAACACGAGGACACGAGUCACCAUGGCAACAAGACCAAGGCCUCAGGUAGGAGCGCAGACCCACAACAACACACAACACAGCUACAGACGCACAACAACACGCACAACACAGCUACAGACGCACAACAACAUCCUCAGGACAUGUUCGAUGAUGACGACGACGUUCAGGGAAAGACCAAGAAGUCUCACAGGAAGAUGAUUCGAACAGCCUCCCUGACUCAGCAGCCGAACUUCAAGCAGAAGUUUGUGGCUCUGCUGAAGAGAUUCAAAGUCUCUGAUGAGGUUUGUGCUCAGCAGCCUUCAGGAUACACAACACAACAACACACACAACAGGCUACAGAGGCUGAGGAGGACCUGGACCUGCUGUACGACAGUCUGGAGGUUUACAACCCGAGCGACAGCGGCGCCGAGCUGGACGACAACGACAGCAUCCAGAGCACACCCAAACCCAAGCUCAGGCCGUUCUUCGAGGGCGUCUCCCAGACCGAGGUCCCUGCCAGCAGCCAGAAGAACCAGCAGACGGAACCAGCAGCUGCAGCAGCCGAGCUCCAGGGAGCCCGAAGCCCCGAGGAAGCCCGAGGAGAGGAGGCCGAUCCUGGGGAGGCCGAGGAUGAUGUUGCCAUGACAACAGAUGCAGGUCCUGCUGCCAAACUCUGUAAAACCGAGUCCCAGACACUCAUGUCACCAAGUAAGUCCGGAGCUUCUGUGUCUCGACAUCCCUGGAGCGUCUCUGUGAAGGACAGACAGAACUCCAGAGGGACGGACAGAACCAGCAGCAUCGACAGUGAAUCAUCCGCUGACUACAGAACACCUGCUCCACAGGUGGCCAGAAAGUCUGUUCUGGAUCAGCUGAACCACAUCCUGUUCUCUGAGGAACACAUUCCUGAAUCCAUCAUCCUGAUCAACACCACCGACUGGCAGGGACAGUACCUGUCUGAGCUUCUCUUCGAUCAGCCAAUCGUCUGCACCGUCUCCGUUGCCGACGUCCAGGCCGCCUUCAGUGCCGUCAUCAGCCGCAUCCAGAGAUUCUGUAACUGUAACUCCCAGACUCCACCCACAGUGAAGGUGGCGGUGGGCGGCGACCAGACCUACCUGAGUACCGUCCUUUGCUGCUUCGUGGAGCAGCUCGCCAGCAAGACGCCUGAUUGGCUGAGCUACGUCCGCUUCCUCAUCCUACCUGUCGGUGUGUGUGUCUCUCUGACAGAUCCAGUGGGCGUGGCCAGCCGGGUGUCUCAGUACCUGGCUGGAGCUGCUGUGUCUCACCUGUGUCCGAUCUCUGAGGCCAUGCUCACCUGCAAGCACAAGAGCCCUGACGAUGACUCCUGCCAGAAGUUUGUUCCUUUCAUCGGGCUGGUGAAGGUCGGCAUCGUGGAGCAGAACUUCCUGUCCACCUCAGUGGACUCUGACGACAUCAUCCUGGGGUCUCCUCCCUCCCAAUCAGGAGCUCCGAUCAGCAUCACCUCCACGCCUCCCCCCUCCCCCUCCAUCAGCUGUCCAGCGGAGGUGAUGGGGCUGCAGGUGGACUACUGGAGCAGUCAGGGAGGAGGAGGAGGAGGAGGAGGAGGAGGAGGAAGCAGAAAGGAGGCGGCGAUGAAGAACACGCUGAAGAGCAACUUCCGCUGCCUGCAGGUGUCGAGGCUCAGCGGAGGAGAACUGAUGAGCAUGACGGUGGUGACGAAGGAGAAGAACAAGAAAGGUGAGAAGGAAGAAGUGGCAGACAUGAACCUUGGGAUCACUUAG
Stegastes partitus (bicolor damselfish) is the source of this 2214-nucleotide messenger RNA. RefSeq names its product phosphofurin acidic cluster sorting protein 1-like. Lineage: Eukaryota; Metazoa; Chordata; Actinopteri; Pomacentridae. Gene Ontology annotation, biological process: protein localization to plasma membrane. The coding region runs from base 1 to 2214 and encodes 737 amino acids. Gene Ontology annotation, molecular function: transmembrane transporter binding. The record is from RefSeq and is a predicted model, not a curated record. The transcript is spliced from 21 exons.